AUGACUAUUCUCGAGGCAAAAGAAGGCAAAGUACCGUUUUCACACCCCUCGAUUCCACCAUCCUGUCACUCCGAAACAUACUAUCGCGUCCUGGGUGGCCUUUCCUCCUCGGCCACUCCCAUCGUCGUUCUUCAUGGUGGCCCCGGUAUACCGCAUGUAUACCUCACCCCACUCUUCAGUCGCUACCAUGCCCUCACUCAGAAUCCCGUCAUUCUUUACGACCAGAUAGGCUGCGGCGGAUCUACCCGUUUCCCCUCUAAGAUUGGCGACGAAGACUUUUGGACAGUUGAGCUUUUCAUCGCCGAGCUACAGAAUCUGCUCGCGUAUCUGGGUGUUGAGAGGUUUGACUUGAUACGAGGAGCGGCGACAGGUGCGCACAACUAG
Molecule: messenger RNA, 384 nt
Organism: Colletotrichum graminicola M1.001
Lineage: Eukaryota; Fungi; Ascomycota; Sordariomycetes; Glomerellales; Glomerellaceae
Product: peptidase S33
Exons: 1
Coding region: 1-384 (127 amino acids)
Biological process (GO): proteolysis
Molecular function (GO): peptidase activity
Source: RefSeq, a predicted model, not a curated record